Messenger RNA from Penaeus chinensis, 677 nucleotides. RefSeq lists its product as uncharacterized. Gene Ontology annotation, molecular function: odorant binding. Bases 9 to 485 code for a protein of 158 amino acids. The record is from RefSeq and is a predicted model, not a curated record. Lineage: Eukaryota; Metazoa; Arthropoda; Malacostraca; Decapoda; Penaeidae. The transcript has 5 exons.
UCCUCGUCAUGAAGUCCAUUGCCAUUUUGUUUACAGCUGCUCUCCUGCUGGCCGUGGUUCAGGCUAGAAAGCAUUAUGUGGAGGAGGUCUGCGCCGACGCUGGACCCGAUUGCUUCUCGAAGGCCUCCACGUGCGGCGAGCUGAUGAAGCCGAAUGCCGAGUACAGCAAAAUAUUCAGGGAAGCUUUCGUUACGUGCGCUAAGAAGAACAAUGACAGCAGUGAAGAAGAGUCUCAUGAAUCUGCAGACCAUUCUCAAGAGGAGGAAUUUGGCGAACACGAGAAGUGCAUCAUGGAAGAAACAGGAUUCAUGACUGGCUGGGAAGUGAACAGAGACAACGUGAAGGCCUAUUUAUCAUCCCUGACGUUUUCCGAGAAUGUUCGGACCGCCAUGGAAAGCGCCGUCGACACCUGUGAAGAUCCCACGGUUUCAGACGUCCACGCCUUUGAUAAAUGCAUGCUUGCCGCGUGCAUCGAAGUUGCGUGAGACCGAUUUAGCAAAACGUCACCAGCUUUGCAAGUCCGGACACUUGAUGACGUCAGACCUACGCUUGCCUAGCUGUUACAUCCUGGAUUACGAUAACUGCUUUAAUGACUGAUUUUGGAUUUUCCUCUGCUUAUGUGUAGUUCUUCUUGUAAGGAAAAUGUGCAAAUUCUGGAAUUAAAUUGAUAUGAUAUA